CCGCCCUCCGGCAGGCCGCCGGGAACCCGCCGCCGCCUCCGCAGCCGCAGCCCCCGCCGCCAGAGCAGCCUUCGGCCUCCAGCCGCGCCGAGGACGCGGACUCCGCGAGGAGGCCCCGGCUGGAGUCACCGCCGCAGGUGGAGACGCCGCCGGAGACGCCAUGCUCCUCGAGGACGGAGUCGCUUCCCGGGUUCGUCGAGGCCGCGGAGGGACAGCCGAAGUCCCGCGCCGACACCAUGCGGGCGCUCUUCACAGGCCGAGACCUGGGCACAAAGUCCCUGCCCCUGUCCACGAUCUCCCGGCCGGCCAAGGACUGCAGGCUGGACGCCCGCGCUCUGAAGCAGAGCCACGGAGGGCGCGACGGCGAGGACGAGGAGGAGGAGCACGACCGCCUCCUCUCCUGGCGCCUCUCCUGGCUCCACGCUGGCGCGGCGGGCCCCGCCGGUGGCGCCCCCGCGGAGGGCGGCUCUGCCGCGGCGGCGGCGGACGCGCCACCGGCGGACCCGCGCGGCGGGCACGGCGAGGUGGCGGCGCCGCCGCCGGAGGCGGAUGAGGCGGCGCCGGCGGAGGCGGAGCCGGACGAUGGGCCGCCCACUCCGGCGGGCGGCGGCGCCAUGAGCCUCGCGCUCCCGGAGGGAUCGCUCGCGCUCGCGCCCCCCGACAGGAAUCUAGCCGUGCCGCUCGGGACCGUGCCCUCGCUGCCGCCGCAAACGCCAGGGGGCGCCUCGUCGCGCGCCGGCGGUGCCGAGUCGCGCGCCGGGGGCGCCGGCGAGGGCGGGAAGACGGUGCGGAGCCCGAAGAGCCGGGACGGCAGGAGAACCCGACCGCCACGGACGCGGAGCUGGAGGAGCAGCAGCUCGAGCUGCUGCAGGAGGCGGCCCGGCUGCUGCAGAGGGGGCUGGACUGACUCCGGGCAGUUCCAGCCGCCCGACCCCGAGGGCGUCUCGCCCAAGGCGACGCCGGCGCAGCGCAAGCUCCCCAAGGGGGCGCAGGUCAGCAGCCGCCGCCACAGCACCGCCAGCAUGAGCCUCCACCUCGGCGUGCGGGCACCCGUGAUGAGUGGCCGGAGCUCCAUGAGGUGACCGGCCGCCCGGAGCUCCCCGAGGGCCACGCCCGCGCCGACGGCUGGGCGGUGCUGCGUCUGCGGCCGCGCCCGGCGGCGUCCAGGGGGCCAAGGGCGGCCAGGGCCCCGGGCCCCGGCUGCGCACAGGCAGCCCCCCACCCUAGAGGCGCGGCACGUGCCGAGGGUGAGGCCCAGGCCCCCACGAGGUACGACAAAAAGUGCACGAACGGUAGGAAGCAUUCCAACCCGACAUUCUCAAGUAGUUGGCCAUGUCCAGGCCCACCCGGAUGUUCUUGGCACGUGUUCGUAGUUUUGCAGACGCUAUCCCUCUUGCACUCUUUUGUGCCAGAAGCUGGAAGCACAUGACGUGGCCAGCCUGAGGGAGAUGCCUAAGUUCAAUCAGGCUUUUCUUCUCCUGGCAGUUUCUCUGUAGACCUUUCUGUGCGGCGUGGGUGCGAGCGAAAUACACGCUGCAACCCGUGCCGCGCCCUCCCGUUCCAUCUGAUCUUCAUUACUUCUUUGCGCGAUCUCUCUCGUCUCUGUCCCCGUCCGUGUCGCCGCGUUUCCUGUCUUCCUUGCUCUCUGGCUCUCUUCUAGUUGGGCUUUGGUUCCGCCCCUUUAUAGCUUUGCAGAUCGGACGCCCGGUCACGCAUGCCCCUCUCGCUGCGACCAUGACAUCAAUGCGACGCAUGGUUUCAGAUGAAAACAGGUCUUGUUGAGAGAAGGAAGCACGGGCACCUGCUGUGCUUGGCCGCUGCCCAGACCACGUGGCUCGGUG
Messenger RNA from Prorocentrum cordatum, 1841 nucleotides. NCBI's taxonomy places the organism in Eukaryota, Dinophyceae, Prorocentrales, Prorocentraceae. The record is from the annotation of a GenBank genome assembly.